Messenger RNA from Sciurus carolinensis (gray squirrel), 3811 nucleotides. RefSeq names its product protein SCO2 homolog, mitochondrial (gene Sco2). Gene Ontology annotation, biological process: mitochondrial respiratory chain complex IV assembly; intracellular copper ion homeostasis. Gene Ontology annotation, molecular function: copper ion binding; copper chaperone activity. The coding region runs from base 173 to 1087 and encodes 304 amino acids. The transcript has 2 exons. The record is from RefSeq and is a predicted model, not a curated record. Gene Ontology annotation, cellular component: mitochondrial inner membrane. Lineage: Eukaryota; Metazoa; Chordata; Mammalia; Rodentia; Sciuridae.
GAGCCGGGAGGUGCGGGAUGGGGCCUCCAAGCGAGAGCAGAUGUCGUGUCUGCUGGGGAAGGUUAAGUCCGGUGGUGCAGGUUUUCUGCUGAGCGUGCGAGGAGGGCUGGAGAGCCACCUUUGAAGUAGCCCUCGGGGCGACCGGCUGGAGAGAAAUGGACUUAUCGUAGAUAUGCUUGCUUGCAGUGCUUCCAUCAAGCGAGACGGGAGGCUCACAGAAGUGAAUGCUGGACUGGGCUUUGCGGAUGCAGACGCAGACGCAGACGCAGGGAGGAUCAGGUCCAUGCUGUUGCUGGCUCGGGGGCCCAAAGCCAAGGUUUGGCUUUGGCUCUGUCAUCUCAAGCCACCAGUACCCCCUAGAGCCCUGGGAAAUGAAGCCCUGCACAUGAGGCCCCGGCAUUUGUCGGGGCAGGGCCCUGCAGAGAGGGGCAGUCAAGGCCCAUCCCAAGGCCCUGGGCUUCGAAUCAGGCUGCUCAUCACUGCCCUGUUUGGGGCUGGGCUAGGUGGGGCCUGGCUGGCCGCCAGGGCUGAGAAGGAACAGUGGCGGCAGCAACGGCGGACAGAAGCCCUGCGCCAGGCUGCUGUGGGACAGGGCGACUUCAGCCUAUUGGACCACCAAGGCCAGGCUCGCUGCAAGGCUGACUUCCGGGGCCAGUGGGUGCUGAUGUACUUUGGCUUCACACACUGCCCAGACAUCUGCCCAGACGAGCUAGAGAAGCUGGUACAGGUGGUACAGCAGCUGGAAGCCAAGCCUGGCCUGCCCCCCGUGCAGCCCAUCUUCAUCACUGUGGACCCUGAGCGGGAUGACGUGGCAGCCAUGGCCAGAUACGUGCAGGACUUCCACCCAAGACUGCUGGGUCUAACAGGCUCUGCUGAGCAGGUGGCCCAGGCUGGCCGCAGCUACCGUGUAUACUACAGUGCUGGCCCCAAGGAUGCAGACCAGGACUACAUUGUCGACCACUCCAUUGCGAUCUACUUGCUCAACCCUGAUGGCCUCUUCACAGACUACUAUGGCCGGAGCAAGUCUGCUGAGCAGAUUGCAGACAGUGUGCAGCGGCACAUGGCUGCCUUCCGCAGUGUCCUCUGAACCACUGCAGCCUGGGCCCAUCACUAAACCAUGCAUCUGAGCUCUGUGUGUGUGUGAUCUGUGCCAGCACCCCACAGGGGCCAGGCAGCUCACUUCUCUGCAUAGAGUAGGCAAUUUCAGUGGGUCCUGUUUUAAGGGUGAGUGAGAUGGCAACACCACUUUUAUUAGGUUGGCCCAGGCAGGAGGCAGAGAGCAACCUCUCAGCACACAGGGAGAACAGGCCCACCUUCCCCUUGAGCUCCUACUCAGGGUUGGGCCAUGGAGGGAGCCGUGUAGGUCUGGAAGCGCUUGUGGGCUCGCUGGUGGGUGAGCAGUCUCAGAGACAUGGUGUCCACAGCCGCUUCCAGCCCUGGCUGUUGGCUGAUCUCCACUGUGUAGUCAUUGGCCUGCAGAGGCAAGCCAUCAGCAGGGUGUGGGGACCAUUUUCCCCACCCAUGUGACCCAAGCCACUCACCAGCUGCAAGGAGGCCAGCAUGGCACGACACACCUCAAAGGCAGGCUGGCCAGCCACCAGCUCUGCAAAGGGACACCAUUCGUUGAGCUGGGGAAAUCGGGAGACCACCUGGUCCCCGUAGGUGUGGAUAUCAAAGGGCACGUGCUGCUCCUGUGUGGGGGAGGGGCAUGUUGGUGACAAGGAGGGGUAAGACCCGGACAACGCUCAGGCAGGAAGCUCCAGUCCUCAAGAAGUGCCCUGCCUGCCUCACCUGCUCCAGGAGCAAGGGCUGGAUGGUGUCUUCCCAAUCCCGGACGCGCUGACUCAGCUCUGUCUCCUGGACAAACUUCUGGGAGGUGGCAAUGAAGAGCUCCUGGAAGAGAACGCAGGGACUUCGUCUUGCGCCUGAGGCUCCCUCGCCCACUCCCUGCCUCUGACCCAGGCCUACCACAUUCCUUCGAACCAGCUCCUCGUAGCUCAGGGAUUCUGGCAUGGCCUCUGCAUCUGAGGAGGGCCGCCUGUGAGCUGCUGCAGCUGCAGUGCCACCACACCCUCCCUCCCACAGUUCCAGUUCCCUCAGACCUACCCAGGUCAGCAGCCUCCCCCGGCUUUGCCCCCUCGGGCUCCACAUACUCCUCGGGCUCCAGAAAGUCAUCUGCUGAGACGUGGGAUUGGCAACCACAGGCAGGAACUCAGCCGGUGCCGUUGCUGAGCCCCACCCCAGUGCCAGCAAGCACCCACCUGCUGCUCCCAGGUCUUCCAGGGACUCCUCCAGGCGGUCAUCCUCUGCAGGCCACAAGCCCUCCUCAGCCCUAGGCAGCCACCGCUCAGUUAUCUGGAGAGAGCAUCUGUAAGGGCACUGUCAUCUCCCAUCAGGGGUCCCAUGGUGUCCCAGACCUCAGCCAAAGGGGUACUCACCUCCCGCCUCUGCAGCUUCCGAAGGGUCUCAAGCUGCUCCUUCACAUGCUUCCAGUACAGGACCUCCAUGUCUGCAGACAAAAGCCUUGUGAGGGGCUCCCCAUCCUGUCCAGGCUCAUUCUGGUUCACCCAGGGCCUGCGGUAACCCUGGUCGGGGUGGAAGAAGGUAGAGUAGGGCUGUCUUCCCUAGGCAGGUUGCACGUGGGGCCUGCCUCACCUGCAAAAGUUGGGCCUUUUCUCCGGGGCCUCCUGCUGUCAGCAUGGUCAGCAUCUGUGAGGAAACUUGGUCAGCAAGAACCAGGCCAAGGCCUGGACCUCCACACCAGGUGGGGUGGGGACUAUUAAUGGCAUUAGGAAAGGGGGCUGGCCCUCCCUCCUCCACCAGCCCUGGCUUGGCCCCAGCACCUAGGGGGUGAGGUAUCCCAGCCCACCGUGCCACUCACAGGUGGCCAGGUACCACUGGUGGAAGUCCUGCAGCUUGGCAGCACCUUUCCUCUUGCGCUUCUGUCCUGGAGCCUCCUCCACACAGGGAGGCACAGAGUAUGGCCUACCUGGGGGCAGGCUGGGGCUGUCUCAAAAGCAGUCAUGGGAUCAGGGUACACCCCCACCCCACGACCCCAUACUCCAGCAAACUGGCCAGGGGAGCCUGAGUGGAGGUCCCUGGCCCAGUUACCUUUCUUAAAGGGCUUAGAGUCCAACGAGUCAAAGGGGUCCAGGCUCUGCCAGGGGUCUGGGGUCUCCUGAGCACAGUGCAAGCAAACGCUGAGGGUGGGUAGACCGCACACUCUUCUUCCCAAGCCCAAAACCAAGUGCAGUGAUAGCCCAGGGAGAGGCUGUCCACUCGACCCAGGGUCAGAGGGUGCCACGCAAGGGAGGGAGGAAGGGCCCAGAGCUAUGGGGGACUUCGAUUUCUGGGAGCAAGCCAGUUCCUCAGAAGAGUGUGGCCAGAAGGGCACUGAGGGCCGCAGGAGCAGAGACACGAUGGGCGUCCUGGAGCACACCCUCCCUGCCCCUCACCUUCAGCUGGGACACGGGCUCCGGGACGCGCUCCCGCUCCCGCAGCAUGUACCUCCUGGACAGGGUACUCUGCAAAAAAAGCGCCCACAGGGUCCCUGUCCUGCCCUUGUCCACACAAGACGCUGGGUGCCCCAGCAGCUCUGCCCUGGGGUCCAUGACAGGAACCCUGCAGGGACCCUCUUUGUGGCAAGUCCACAUAGUUCAAGGACUAAAAACAAAAACCUCAGGGAAUACUCUAGGACAUACCAACUAGCCACGAGAAGACCUUUUUUUCUUUCAAAAUAAAAAACAAAACAUGGACUAUGACAAACAUUCACCCAGAAUUAAUGUCAGCCUUCCCUCCCGUGUGUUGGACU